UCGUCCGCCUCAUUUUUGAACGGCCUCCGCCCGCUGCUGCUCGUUUCGUUUGCGAGAAGAGCAGAACAUAUAGAGAGAGAGAGAGGGGAGAGGAGAACGCAACGAGGAAAUUAAGGAGGAUUUGGGAUUAACGAAGACAGAUAGAGAUCGAUCGGCUCGACAAAACAGAGAUCAAUGCCGACGACGUCGGGUUUGAAGGUGUCGGCGUCUGCUCCCGGAAUCCUGCCGCCUCCGGACCCGGGCGAGGAGCAGCAGGCGGCGGGGUUAGGGAUCCUGCUCCAGAUAUCAAUGCUGAUUCUUUCUUUCCUCGUCGGCCACCUCCUCCGUCGCCGCAAGUUUUACUACCUACCGGAGGCAAGCGUCUCCCUUCUCAUAGGUUUAAUUGUUGGAGGAAUUGCUAAUAUAUCAAAUAAACAGACAAAUAUUAGGGGAUGGUUCAAUUUCCAUGAGGAAUUUUUCUUUUUGUUCUUGCUGCCCCCUAUUAUAUUUCAGUCUGGAUUUAGCUUAGCACCGGAACCAUUCUUCUCAAACUUUGGAGCUAUCAUCACAUUGGCUAUUUUUGGAACCUUUAUUGCUUCUGUUGUAACAGGAGUUCUAGUGUACCUUGGUGGUGUAGCAUAUUUAAUGUAUCAACUGCCACUGGUUGAAUGUCUAAUGUUUGGUGCUCUAAUAUCAGCAACAGAUCCUGUCACAGUAUUAUCUAUAUUUCAGGAGCUUGGUACAGAUGUCAACCUAUAUGCUUUGGUCUUUGGUGAAUCUGUCCUUAAUGAUGCAAUGGCCAUCUCAUUAUACAGGACUAUGAGUAGCAAGUCCUCAGGGCAGAAUUUAAUUUUGGUCAUUCUGAAGUUUCUGGAGACUUUUUUUGGUUCUAUGUCUUCAGGGGUUGGAGUGGGUUUCAUCUCUGCUCUUCUCUUCAAGUAUGCAGGAUUGGAUAUUGAUAAUCUGCACAAUCUGGAAAGCUGUCUUUUUGCCCUUUUCCCUUACCUUUCGUAUAUGCUAGCUGAAGGGCUUGGCCUCUCUGGUAUAGUUUCAAUAUUGUUUACUGGAAUUGUGAUGAAGCGAUAUACAUUCUCAAAUUUGUCCAGAAUUUCUCAACAGCUUACUCCUUAUUUCUUUCAUUUACUUUCAUCACUAGCAGAAACUUUUCUAUUUAUAUACAUGGGUUUUGAUAUCACAAUGGAACAACAUAGCUGGUCGCAUGUUGGAUUCAUCUUCUUUUCUAUUCUAUUCAUUGGAGUUGCAAGGGCGGUACAUGUCUUCUCUUGUUCUUAUUUGAUCAACAUGGCACGGCCAGUAGAUUCUCAAAUACCUGUGAGACAUCAAAAGGCACUUUGGUAUAGUGGGCUUAGAGGGGCUAUGGCUUUUGCACUUGCCCUUCAAUCGGUACAUGAUCUUGAUGGACAUGGCGAGAUUAUUUCAACUGCUACUACAGCCAUAAUUGUUAUAACAGUGCUCCUAAUAGGAGGAUCAACAGGAAAGAUGCUUGAAUCGUUGAAAGUUGUUGGUGAUAGCCACAAUGGGUUGUGUGGAGAAGAUAACUUUGAGGCGAGCAAUAACUUCCUUGGAGAAUCAUAUGUCGAGGAAACCUCUCCUGGGCACAAUAUCAGGGUGAAACUCAAGGAGUUCCAAAGCUCUACCUCAUUCACUGCGUUGGAUAGGAAUUAUCUGACUCCUUUCUUCAAAUCUCAAAACGAGUCGGUCCUGAAACUUCAAUAUCAGCAUUCCAACUAUGUCAAUAAACCAUACAAAUUUUAUCUGGGGAAAACAGCAAUCGCCUUAUUCGAAACAUCAUGGAUAGGAGAACCUACAGUGGAGAUAUUUUUUAUUUUUAUUUUUAAUAAUCACAUGACUUUGAUAUACCUUUUAGCAAUUAAUUGUAUGCAUACUUCCACUACGCCUUAGAUUUUUUUUUUUUUCAGAAAGUGAUGCAUGGAGCAAUAGGUAGCAGAACAGAAUUCUUGCAGUGUAUUAUUAUUUUUUUUUUAAAAAAAAUCAAAUACCGUGACAAGUUUAUUUCA
Zingiber officinale is the source of this 2018-nucleotide messenger RNA. Its product is annotated as sodium/hydrogen exchanger 6-like. The transcript is spliced from 22 exons. NCBI's taxonomy places the organism in Eukaryota, Viridiplantae, Streptophyta, Magnoliopsida, Zingiberales, Zingiberaceae. Gene Ontology annotation, molecular function: sodium:proton antiporter activity. The coding region runs from base 175 to 1902 and encodes 575 amino acids. Gene Ontology annotation, biological process: regulation of pH; sodium ion transport; proton transmembrane transport. Gene Ontology annotation, cellular component: endosome; membrane. The record is from RefSeq and is a predicted model, not a curated record.